AAUUGCCACACCGCAAAUCAUCAUAAACUAUGCCUUCCUUUUGGAGGUAGACAUUUUUCUUAUGGUUUUAUCACUGUGUUUCACACAUUCUUACAUUUAAUAGUUUUGUGGACUGACUGAGAUUCUGGUCUUUAAACUUAUGCAGGAAAACAAGUACUUUGAAGAUGCUUUUAAGGUCUAUGAAAGAGGUGUCAACAUAUUUAAAUACCCACAUGUCAAGGACAUUUGGGUAACCUAUUUGUCCAAGUUCGUGAAAAGAUAUGGAAAGUCGAAGCUUGAAAGGGCUAGAGAACUGUUUGAGCAUGCUGUUGAAACGGCUCCUGCUGAUGCAGUUAAGCAGCUGUAUCUUCAAUACGCAAAAUUGGAGGAGGAUUAUGGUCUAGCAAAGCGAGCUAUGAAGGUCUAUGAUGAGGCAACCAAGGCAGUACAAAAUGAAGAAAAACUAAGCAUGUAUGAGAUAUACAUUGCUCGUGCUGCUGAGAUAUUUGGUGUCCCUAAAACAAGGGAAAUCUAUGAGCAGGCCAUAGAGUCUGGUCUUCCAGAUAGAGAUGUGAAGACAAUGUGUUUGAAAUAUGCAGAGCUAGAAAAGAGCUUGGGAGAAAUUGACCGAGCUAGGGGAAUAUAUGUGUUUGCAUCUCAAUUUCCAGAUCCACGCACUGAUGGUGAUUUUUGGAAUAAGUGGCAUGAGUUUGAGGUUCAGCAUGGAAAUGAAGAUACCUUCAGAGAAAUGCUGUGAAUCAAGGGAAGUGUUUCUGCAAGUUAUAGCCAGGUAAGCCUUUAUGAGAAAAACAUUCCAUUUAGUUUUUUGAUACAUUAUAUGGGUCUUUCCUUUUAUUCAUAAAGACUCUUUCGGAUU
Molecule: messenger RNA, 856 nt
Organism: Rubroshorea leprosula
Lineage: Eukaryota; Viridiplantae; Streptophyta; Magnoliopsida; Malvales; Dipterocarpaceae
Source: the annotation of a GenBank genome assembly